CCAUAAAUUCCCCCCAAAAUCCCCAAAUUCGAAGCUUUUCAAGGCCAAUUCGAAACCCUAGAUUGCGGUGAGAGCAAUGGCGGAGUCUCCGUCGCCGUCGAGAACCGCCGUGCCGGAUCCUCGGAAGCUUUUCAUCGGCGGGAUGCCGCGCACGGUGACGCAGCAGACGUUGAAGGCCUAUUUCGAGCGGUUUGGUGAAGUCACGGGCACUUAUGUGCCUAUUGAAAUCGGUGGCAGGUCUCGAGGAUUUGGCUUCGUUCGCUUCGCUGACCCCGCUGUUGCUCAACUUGUUCUUGAUGAGGGGACGCACAUCAUUGAUGACCGCGAGGUGGAUGUCAAGAGAGCCCUACCCCAAGUAGAAAAUCAGUCUCCAAGACUGAGGCAAGCACGUGGUCAGAGACAUGAUCAGAACUUUCCUAAUGGUAUCCAUGGAGGUUUUUAUGCAGUAAAAAAUAAGAUAUUUGUGGGUGGAUUGCCUUCCGAUUUAUCAGUUGAUGACUUCAGAAGCUACUUCGAGCAAUUUGGUGUGAUAAUUGAUGCGGUUAUUGUGUGCGAGAGUGAGACUGGCAGGCCAAGAGGGUUUGGUUUUAUUACCUUCCAAUCCGAGGAAUCUGUGAAAGAUGUGAUGGAGCGGAGUGACCUUCAAGAUGGCGGUAAGCACAUGCAUUUGCUUGGCGGUAGUCGUGUUGAGGUGAAGAUUGCAAACCCCAGACAGAAUAAUAGAUACGACCAGCAUUCUGGAGCUGGUUACCAGCAAUAUCCUACUGAUCAUCGGUAUGAAAUUUACAUGGAUUAUUACCCAAGAUACAAUGGUUACAUGUCCCCGGCGGCUUUAGGUACAUACCCGUAUGGAGCUAAUUAUUAUUAUGGAGGAUAUAUGAAUCCAAACGAAUAUUAUCCCCAUUAUGAACCUUACAUCGAUACGAGGAUCCCUUGGAACCUGCAACCAUUCCAGCCGAUGGCAUAUCCUAACUACAUGUAUGCUUUCCAGGGGAAUCAAUUUACUAUCGAUGAACCUAGAGAUAUUGUUGAACCUGAUGAUAAUCCGUCCGAUGAUGCUCCUUCUGCUGAUGCUGACCAAUAAAUCUUGGAUUUCCGAUUAUUCUUCUUGGUAAGGCUGUGUGACAUCGUGCCGUCGGGCAAUGCUCGAAGCCGGAAGCCUGUGAAUUACAUCCUCUCUCAAUCUAUCUCAAGACUCACCAUCUUCGAACAAAAAUCUGAAACCUUGAAUUACAAUUCUUUGACUUUUUUUUUUUAAUUUUUUGUUUUUUUUUUGUUUUUGGGACUGCCUUCUUUGGAUUGAAGUACUGUGAUUGUGUUCAUUUGAGCAUUUAAUGACACAAAAAAAAAAUUGGAAUUUUUUUUUUUAACCUUGUGUUUAUUUAGUUUGUC
Molecule: messenger RNA, 1392 nt
Organism: Dioscorea cayenensis subsp. rotundata (Guinea yam)
Lineage: Eukaryota; Viridiplantae; Streptophyta; Magnoliopsida; Dioscoreales; Dioscoreaceae
Product: heterogeneous nuclear ribonucleoprotein 1-like
Exons: 3
Coding region: 77-1084 (335 amino acids)
Molecular function (GO): RNA binding
Source: RefSeq, a predicted model, not a curated record